Molecule: messenger RNA, 1315 nt
Organism: Dioscorea cayenensis subsp. rotundata (Guinea yam)
Lineage: Eukaryota; Viridiplantae; Streptophyta; Magnoliopsida; Dioscoreales; Dioscoreaceae
Product: protein disulfide isomerase pTAC5, chloroplastic
Exons: 6
Coding region: 40-1104 (354 amino acids)
Source: RefSeq, a predicted model, not a curated record
UUUUCAAGCUCUCUCGAUCUCGAGCUCGAGCUCGCUUCAAUGGCGUCCGUCCUCGCACUCUUCGCAGGAAUCCACAGAGUUCCAUCGAAGUCCAGAUUUCCGAACACCUCCGGUGCUCGCCGGAGAAGCGUUAAUCUUCGAAUCUUGUCCCCCAUCUCUGCCGCCCUAUCCGGUUCUUCAUGGGAAAGGGAGGAGGAGCGGUGGCUUCGGGAGGAGCAGCGGUGGCUGCGGGAGGAGCGAAGAUGGCUGCGUGAGGAGGCGCGAUGGAAUUCUGAGAGGGAAGCGCUUCUUAAGGAGAUUGCUGCCUUGACGAUCCGGAUCCAGGCUCUUGAGCACCAGCGCCCGCGCUCGAUGGUGGAGCCGGCACCAAGGGCAGUGCUGGUGGAAGAGACGGAGGUGAAGGAGUUGGUGCUGGAGGAGGACGUUAGUGUUCCUCAAGUUGAGAUGAAGAAGAAGAGAGCUUUGAGGAGGGGGUCGGAAGGAGACGAUGUCCGAGAGAUGCAGGAAGCUUUGCAGAGAUUGGGGUUUUAUUCUGGAGAAGAAGACAUGGAGUAUUCGAGCUUCUCAAGUGGGACUGAGAAAGCUGUGAAGACAUGGCAAGCAUCUGUGGGAACUCCUGAAGAUGGAGUGAUGACAACAGAGCUUCUGGAAAUGUUGUUUAUGGGGAGAAAGAUUGGGGUUGCUGCCCUGAAAGAUGACCUUGUUUCUAACGCCAAAAGAGAUAAUAAGAAUGGAGCACCAGUUGUGUCUAUGACAGAAAUUGCUGAUGUUCAGCAGACUGUCAUAAAGGAAAGUGGGACUGAAGAAAUUGAGGUAUCCCAACGGAGAGUCUUUCUUAUUGGAGAGAAUCGCUGGGAAGAACCCUCAAGGCUAAUCGGAAGGGAUCAGCCUGCUGCAAUAAGCAAACCUGUUUCUACAAAAAAAUGUCUCUCCUGUCGUGGAGAAGGCCGGCUAAUGUGCAUAGAAUGUGACGGCACGGGUGAGCCAAACAUUGAACCACAGUUCUUGGAGUGGAUCGAUGAAGGAACAAAGUGCCCAUACUGCGAAGGACUUGGAUACACAGUUUGUGAUGUUUGUGGCGGGAAGGCGACUGUAGAAACUUGAUCUAUUUCCUUCUCUCCCAACAAAAUAGCCAUCAAGAUAUUUUCAUCUUUGUAAAAAUAUGAAUUUGGUGGUAUUAACUGUGCAGCAGAACCUCAUCAGACUCAAAAUUGUGCAGACAUAUUGUACUCCUGUAUUUAUAGAUCAAAUUUUGCUGUGUAUUUAUUGAAUACUAUUGAUGAAUAAUUAAUACAAUAUUUUUGUAACAUGAGUA